GAGCUGUAGUUCCGGCCGGCGGCCAUUUCGGCGGCAGCGUGCGGGCCGCUGCCCGCGGUGACUUUGCGGCAUGGAGAGCGGCUUCGGCUCCGACUUCGGCUCCGACUUCGGCUCCGGGGGCGGCGGGGGAGGGAAGCUGGACCCGGGGCUCAUCAUGGAGCAGGUGAAGGUGCAGAUCGCCGUGGCCAACGCGCAGGAGCUCUUACAGCGCAUGACGGACAAAUGCUUUCGGAAGUGCAUCGGGAAGCCGGGCGGCUCGCUGGACAACUCGGAGCAGAAGUGCAUCGCCAUGUGUAUGGACCGCUACAUGGACUCCUGGAACACGGUUUCCCGAGCCUACAACUCGCGGCUGCAGCGGGAGAGAGCCAACAUGUGAAGCGUCCCCGGCUCCUGGCCGAGGGAGGGACCAUGCGGGGAAGGGACAUGCGGCCAGUCCAGGUGGUUGGGGGCGAGGUCCCGCAGCCUCCCCAGCCCCUGCCGUGGCAGAGCAAUAAACCCUCGCUGAACCGUUUGCAUCCUUUGGCUUUUAUUAGCACCAAAACCCAGGAGCGAGUGAAUUUUCCAGCCUCGAGAGCCACCGUGAGCUGCUUGUUUUGCCUCGUGCCCUUCCCAACGGUCCCGACUGGCCAAGGCAUAUAGCGGCCGAUAAAUCCCGGCUGUGCAAGGCAAGGAGCCUUCUGUGGAAAAGGGGGGGGCAAGCCAGCAACAGAGUCCCCUUGCCCAGGAAGCAAGCCUGGACCCAGCCAUCAGGUAGUUACCUAGUCCCUUUUCAUCAGUCGAAAAGCUGCAAUGAGAUGCUCCCCACGCCACAGCUGGCUCUUUCCUCCCUUGUGUUUAUAGAGCUGUUUGUGGGGCUGAAAUGAAGCUUUAGCUCAAGCAGUGCAUUGGGAGCCAAGGGCGUACUUACUGAGCUCACAGCACAGCCUUGCAAAUAGUUGUACAGGCACGCCUUCGGAGCGAUAGACCGUGUAUGAAAUGGGUUAGGAACUACACAGGUUGAUUUCUUCAAAGGAAAAAAAUAAAUGUGUGGCUGUGAUUUUCUGUAACUUCUGCUUUGGUGCUGACACGAGCAUUCCAUCUUGGAGCCUACCUUUCAGGUUUUGUCCCUUUGGGAAGGAGCACAUCCUUAACAGGGUACUUCUUUGCAGGUACGCUCAGUAUUGUGCUUAGCUGGUACACCACUCCUGGAAUGGUCGAUAAGUGUUGUGUGGUCUGCAGUAUGCCCAGCAGCUGGAAGAGUAGUGUGUUGGGUAUUAAAAAUGCCUGUACCCCUG
This is a messenger RNA of Oxyura jamaicensis (ruddy duck), 1274 nucleotides long. RefSeq names its product translocase of inner mitochondrial membrane 13 (gene TIMM13). The transcript is spliced from 3 exons. The record is from RefSeq and is a predicted model, not a curated record. NCBI's taxonomy places the organism in Eukaryota, Metazoa, Chordata, Aves, Anseriformes, Anatidae. Bases 71 to 376 code for a protein of 101 amino acids.